UUUCCUUUUUAAGUGUUCUUUUAGAAGUUACCAUAUCAUCAAGCAUUCUUAUCAUUUCGAUUUUGUACUCCGUUGCUCUCUUUUUCUUUGUUAAACUAGGACAGUAUAAUAAAGUGGACGAUGAGUAUUUACAGUGACAGGAGAUUCUCAUUUAUAAUCUCUGAUUUGUUUGCACCAAGAUAUUUUUAUUUAUGUUGAGAGAAUUUGAUCAAACUACUGCAAAAGUGGCAAUUGGAAAUCUUGGAUGAAGGAUGGAUGGGAUGGGGGGUUGUGGCAUAUUCUUGUUUCUUCUGCAAUAAUAGUUGUCAACUCAAAGUAAUAACCAUAGAAAAAUGGGGAAAAAAAAAUCCACCUGGAAAGGAAGAAACUUGUGGAUAGAGAGAUAAUAAGAUGGAGAUACUUAAAAUCUUUUGAAGCCUCCUGAUUGGUAGAUGUUCUACCUCUCAAAAUCAGCCACCACAAUUUUCAUCCACGCAAAUCAUGACCACCCAUCUUUUAUUUCCCCACAAACAUCAAGCCAUCUAUCCCACAUUAAAGUAGCACCCUUUGUCACCAACAGUUUAGAACAGAAAGCAUAACAAGAAGCCUGCUAGUUCAGUCAGCUCAAGGUUGAAGAGAAAAUACUAUCAUCCAUGUCAAUGGCAGCUGCAGCUAGUACCAGCACUGUGGUCAGAGCCACCCCAUUUUUGGGACAACCCAAAAAUGCCAACCCACUUAGAGAAUUUGUCUCCAUGGGCAAUGGCAAAUACACCAUGGUACAUCCUUCUCUUUCUGGUUUCCUCUGUUUCACUUGAUCAAGUUAUGCAAAGAUCUGAUUUUUAUGUUUUAUCACUUUGGUAAUGAACAGGGUAAUGAGCUAUGGUACGGACCAGACCGUGUCAAGUACUUGGGUCCCUUCUCAGCUCAGACCCCUUCUUACUUAACCGGAGAGUUCCCCGGUGAUUAUGGUUGGGACACCGCUGGUUUAUCAGCUGAUCCUGAGGCUUUUGCCAAGAACAGAGCCCUUGAGGUUAUCCAUGGAAGAUGGGCUAUGCUUGGGGCACUAGGAUGCAUCACCCCAGAAGUGCUUGAGAAAUGGGUUAAAGUAGACUUCAAGGAGCCAGUGUGGUUCAAGGCAGGAGCCCAGAUCUUCUCCGAAGGCGGACUUGAUUACUUGGGCAACCCGAACCUGGUUCACGCUCAGAGCAUUCUGGCAGUUCUGGGAUUCCAAGUGGUUCUGAUGGGACUUGUUGAAGGGUUCAGAAUUAAUGGACUUGAUGGUGUUGGUGAGGGAAACAACCUCUACCCAGGUGGCCAAUACUUUGACCCUCUGGGACUUGCUGAUGAUCCAACUACUUUUGCUGAGCUUAAGGUUAAGGAAAUCAAGAAUGGCAGGCUAGCCAUGUUCUCCAUGUUUGGAUUCUUUGUCCAAGCCAUUGUCACUGGGAAAGGUCCUCUUGAGAAUCUGUUGGAUCACCUUGACAACCCAGUUGCUAACAAUGCCUGGGUCUAUGCCACCAAAUUUGUUCCUGGAUCGUAAAUUUUUUUUUAGUGCUUAUUGUGAAAUGAAAAUUUGUGAAUGCAAAACAGUUUAGUUUACAUUUGACUCCAAUUGUUAUAAGUUCUGGUGCUCUUGUAUCCAUUAACAAGUAUAUCACUGCUUCAGUAAUGAUUUUGUCCUUCCUCUAUCAAGCUAGCUAAUUAAAUUUUGUUUGUUGUUUUUUCUUUUUGGGGUUAAUGCUAAGAAGCUGAAGGCUAGCUAGCUAAUGUUCUCCAAACAUCAAGAACAA
Messenger RNA from Oldenlandia corymbosa var. corymbosa, 1769 nucleotides. The record is from the annotation of a GenBank genome assembly. NCBI's taxonomy places the organism in Eukaryota, Viridiplantae, Streptophyta, Magnoliopsida, Gentianales, Rubiaceae.